Molecule: messenger RNA, 2353 nt
Organism: Brachypodium distachyon (stiff brome)
Lineage: Eukaryota; Viridiplantae; Streptophyta; Magnoliopsida; Poales; Poaceae
Product: polyadenylate-binding protein 7
Exons: 10
Coding region: 105-2078 (657 amino acids)
Cellular component (GO): cytosol; nucleus; ribonucleoprotein complex
Molecular function (GO): poly(A) binding; mRNA 3'-UTR binding; poly(U) RNA binding
Source: RefSeq, a predicted model, not a curated record
UGGUUUCCCGCAUUGCCAAUCUCUCUCUCUCUCUCGUAGGACGUAGAGGCCCACAGCCCUAGCGCCCCUCUCUCCUCGGAACCUAACGCGCCGAUCGGUAAUAUAUGGCGGCGGCGCCGGAGUCGGAGGUGGCGGCCGCGGAGGAGAUGAUGGCCGGCCGGGAUCAGGAGCCGGCGCCCGUGCCCGCGAGCGAGGAGGCGCCGCCGGCUGCCGCGGCGGGGACCAAUGCCACGGUGCCCGCGCUUUACGUGGGCGAUCUGCACGAGGACGCGCAGGAGGAGCACCUCUUCGACGCCUUCAGCAAGGUCGGCGCCGUCACGUCCGUGCGCGUCUGCCGUGAUACCGCCACAAGCAGCUCCCUCCGAUACGGCUACGUCAACUACUUCUCGCAAGCAGACGCCAUGACUGCUUUAGAGAAGAUGAACCAUAGCCUUAUUUUGGACAAGCCAAUUAGAGUAAUGUGGUCUAAUCGAGAUCCUGAUGCCCGGAGAAGUGGUGUCGGAAAUGUGUUUGUUAAGAAUCUUAAUGAUCAUAUUGACAAUGUGAUUCUUCAAGAAUUGUUCUCCAAGUUUGGAGACAUCUUAUCUUGUAAGGUUGCUAGAAAUGAUGAUGGGACAAGUAGAGGCUACGGAUUUGUUCAGUUUGCAGCACAAGAAUCUGCAGACAUUGCAAUAGAGAAUCUUAAUAACUCUCACUUUGAGGGCAGGCAACUGCAUGUUGCUCAUUUCAUUAAGAAAAGCGAACGAUCUGCCAAUAAUGAUGACAAGUACACAAACUUGUACAUGAAGAAUCUAGACGAUGACAUGACAGAGGAGCUUAUUAAGCUGAAGUUCUCUCAGUUUGGUCCAUUAAUUAGUGUGAAGAUAAUGAAGAGAGAUGAUGGGACAUCAAAGGGUUUUGGGUUUGUUAGUUUCAAAAGCCCAGAUAGUGCCAAGAAAGCAAAAGAGGCCAUGAAUGGGAUCCCUCUUGGAUCUAAAAGUUUGUAUGUGGCAAGGGCCCAAAAGAAGGCCGAAAGGAAGCAGUAUUUGCAGCUCUUGCAUGAGGAGAAGAGAAAUGAAAUACUCACUAAGAGCAAUGGUUCGAAUGUCUAUAUAAAAAAUAUUAGUGAUAGAGUUGAUGAUGAAACCCUUCGCGAACGUUUUGAUGAAUUUGGUAACAUCACAUCAGUAAAGAUUAUGCGUGAUGAUAAGGGUAUUAGCAAAGGAUUUGGAUUUGUAUGUUACAACACACCGGAUGAAGCAAAGUGUGCUGUAAGCAGCAUGCGCGGUGUUAUGUUUUAUGACAAACCAUUAUAUGUUGCUAUUGCUCAAAGGAAAGAGGACAGAAAAGCGAGGCUGGAGCAACGUUUUGCUGAACUUGCUACGAUGGUAGGAGCUGCAAGCCCUGUAAUUCCCACUGGUUAUCCUCAUGUGUACUUUGCCCAUCCUAGUACGCACUUCCCUCAAGGUCCUUCAAGACAAGGAUUUAUGUAUCCACCCAUGGGGCUCGGCCAAGAAUGGAGGCAGAAUGUGUUCCCUUCACCGCAUAACAUCCAACAAAUUCAUGCACCACUUAUGCCAAAUACCCCAAGGCAAUACAGAAACAACAGGGGACGGAUGACUGGGAACAUGAUGACUUUUCCCCACACAGUUAAUUAUGUGUCACAUGCACAGACAGCUAAAGAUUUCAUGUCCAUGUCUCGGCAGCAGUUCGGUCAUGCAAAGUACAUCCCAGCUGAUGUUAUGACCAGUGGCCUGGCCAUCCAUCACAGUGACCCUGUUUCAUCAGUGAAUGAUCCUUUCACUAGCUUGCUGGCUGCUGCUCCACCUGACCAACAAAGGAAUAUGCUCGGGAAUAGACUAUACCCAUUGGUCGAGAGAUAUCAUCCUGAACUUGCCAGUAAAAUCACUGGAAUGUUACUGGACCUAGAUAGUUCUGAUGUGGUUUUACUCAUUUGUUCGCCGGACAUGUUGUCUGCUAAAAUUAACGAGUGUGCCCAGCUGCUCCAAGGGCAGCAAGCGGCGAAAACUAAGCCUGAGGAUCAAGAGGCCCUGCACCCCGGCUUCCUUCUUGACUCUGCUGGUGUAAACGCCAACUGACGCUUCACAACCAAGCCAAGAGCGUUCCAUUUUUCUGUUCAGGGAUAUGCUAAUUAGAUAGCUGCUCUUCCUUGUUAGUUCGUGGAGUCUUACUGGUUGGUCUUAUGAAGUAACAUACAUGUUAUAGAAUAAUAAGUAGGAUUUAGCUAGAACCUUGCGAGUUUUUUCCCUGUCUUUUGAGAUUUUAUUAUGAGUAAACUUAUAGAAUAAACGAGCUGUGGUGGCUUUAAUAUGUUACUCUUUCUCUGACGCUAUGAAAAUUACAGCAUUCCUGA